Tremella mesenterica DSM 1558 is the source of this 2316-nucleotide messenger RNA. RefSeq lists its product as uncharacterized. Gene Ontology annotation, molecular function: UDP-glycosyltransferase activity. The transcript has 14 exons. Lineage: Eukaryota; Fungi; Basidiomycota; Tremellomycetes; Tremellales; Tremellaceae. The record is from RefSeq and is a predicted model, not a curated record. Bases 1 to 2316 code for a protein of 771 amino acids.
AUGUCCGUUCUCGACUCCAAAAAAGCACAUUAUCUCGUCGUCCCCAUCUCAGGAUGGGGUCAUCUCCGUCCUAUGCUACAAUUCUCCCUCAACCUCCUUACUGUCCGACAAGACCUCACUGUCACCCUUCUUAUGGACCGUGCUACAGCCCCACGUUUGGCUCAUGCACUAGCUUGUAAUUUGUCGGGCGAGGACGUACUAUGUCGACUCAAGACGAAGCAAAUCGAAGAACCAGCUCCUACAGAGUCGGAAAAGGCGGAUCAUCUGAGACCACCCAAGGGAGGGUCGACGAAAGAGAUCAUUGAAGUAUUUCAAGAGAGUGAUCCUCCCACUCUCGUCAUAUACAACUGGCUAGGUGUCCACUUUCUCGACUCGUUCAAACCCGUCAUCAAUCAAUUGCAGCUCUCCUCGCUACCCGUCUAUGUAUUCUGUCCUCUCAUUUCUGGCUCACUUUAUCAUUUCAUGGCGAAAAAAGAACACGAUGGCAUGAUAGCUACGUUUUUUGAAGAAACGGAGAAACUUAUGGAUCAAGGAGUGGAGAAGUAUGAGGCGUAUGAUAAGACUUGGUAUAAAUUUGAAGAUAAGAUCAUUCAUAUUCCUGGUUAUCCUCCGAUGAAAGAUUGGGAAUGUUUCCCGCAAAACGAAGGAAUACCUUUUCCCGCCCGAUGGAGCGAAUUUAUCAAACAAUCCUACGAUGCAUUGUCUGAUCCAUUACUGAAGGGUGUUUUGAUUCCUUCUGCUCCUGAGCUUGAAGGAGAGCCUCAAGAGGCGUUGGGAAAAGAUCUAGGGAAAAGGAUUAUCGGUAUCGGACCUCAAUUCUCCGCUGAUGUAUGGGACGGUAUACCACCUUCAAUGACCCGUUCCACACCUGACGAAGUGGAAGCGUUAGAUUUUCUAGACGAACAACUGAAACUUAAAGGACCUCGUUCAGUCGUAUACAUAAGCUUUGGAUCUGUUUUCUUCCCCAUUCAUCGACCUGAAAUCAUGCCCAUGCUAUUAAAAUCUCUUCCAUCCAAUAUGACUUUCUUACUUGCCAACGCUGGUGAUAUGUCGAAUCUGACUCCUGAAACAGCUGCGGAAUGGGUUGAAGGAGGGAGAGGCAAAGUUGUAAAGUUUGCACCUCAAUGGAAAGUGUUGAAUCAUCCGGCUAUAGCUUGGUUCAUAAGUCAUAUGGGGAUCAAUUCUUCUCAAGAGAGUAUAAUGGCGGGGAUACCAGUGGUUGCUUUUCCUCAAGCUGCUGAUCAGAAUGAAUCGGCUAUGUUGUUGGGCAAGCUUGGAACUUGCAUUGAAUUACAACAACUCCGUACCGCCAACGGUCUCACAAGAGCAAAUGGCACGACCAUCAUUUCGACCCAUGAAAGUAUGCUUAAAGAAAUGCACGAAACUUGGGAAGUGAUGCAAAGGGAUUCUGAUUUAAUGCGUCAAAAGGCAAAAGAAGCAAGAGAGAUUCUGGUCCGUAGUUGGAAACAAGGUGCCAGUCGGAAGAAUAUGGAAGAGUUUGGGAGGAUGGACUAUGGAUUUUACUGCUACACAACUCCAUUACAUAUCAAUCUUACAUUACUCAUUUUCAUCCGAUUUCUUGAUACUUACAUGUGGACGUCUGUACUAGGACGUGUAUCACUGAAUCUUGAAGAUAAUCCAAAUAUAGGUUGGAGGGUACAUUUCUUGAUAAAGAACGUGAUGAUUGUAGGAGAAGCAAAAGGUGAAGUUGUCUUCUGUCCUUCCUUCCCCCUUUUGUCUAUCAACAUUACGUUUGGUAGACCUGACGGUGGAACGAUGAGAGGGGUGGUGGAUGUACUGGCUGAUGAAGAAGCACUUGCUGAUGAGUUGUCGGCGGAGGAGGGUGCACUAGCCGAAGAGAUGGCAGAGGAGGAUGCACUAGCUGAUGAGUUGGCGGCGGAGGAUGCACUAGCUGAUGAGUUGGCGGCGGAGGAUGCACUAGCUGAUGAGUUGGCGGCGGAGGAGGGUGCACCAGCGGAAGAAAUGGUCGAGGAGGAAGCACUAGCUGAAGAGUUUGCAGAUGAAGCACUAGCCGAAGGUAGACUGGAAGAAGCCGAAUUAUUAGCAGAAGCUGAAGAUGCUGAAGAAUCUGCAGACAAAGCAGAGGAAGCAGAAGCAGAGUUAUUAGCUGACGCAGAGGUCGAAGCUGAACUAUUCGCCCCACUGGACGCAGAUACAGAGAUUGAAAUUGAAGAAUUGGCAGGGAUAGAAGUCGAAAUUGAAGAACUCGCACUUUGUCCAGGUACUGGUGGAGGUGUAGAACUUGGUCCUGAACUUGAAUUAGAGUUGAAACUUGAAGAGAAAGAAGUGCUGUGA